GCAAAUGUAGCGAGGGCAGUCUGCGCGUUUGGGGUGGUGCUGUUGUGUUUGUGUGUUGUCCUCCUCUUUCUCGUCACUGCUGCUGUUCAGCGCGGGAUGAUGGCGGAGGCUGUUGCGGCACAGCUAGACUCAUUCGGCCGCAAUUUCCAGAUAACCAGUGGUGCUCUGGCAUCUGGACCGGUGGAGAGCCUUGGUCUGAUCUCGCACGCCUCCAACAGCCCCGCAGGAUUAGGAAUGGAGAGCAGUCAACCAAUCGCCAUCACAGACCUGGGUACACGACGGAAGAAGAAACGCAGAACUCGUGCCACGGACAGUUUCACUGGGAAAUUUAGUGAUCUGUACAAGCUGACGGACGAGCUGCUGGGUCAGGGAGCUUAUGCUAAAGUCCAGGGCUGUGUGAGUUUACAGAAUGGCAAUGAGUAUGCUGUGAAGAUAAUCGAGAAGAAAGCUGGUCACAGUCGCAGUAGAGUUUUCAGGGAGGUGGAGACGCUUUACCAGUGUCAAGGAAAUAAGAACAUUCUGGAGCUCAUUCAGUUUUUUGAAGAGGACUGCUGUUUUUAUCUGGUUUUUGAAAAGUUGCGUGGAGGUUCCAUUUUAACACACAUACAGAGUCGAAAAUACUUUGACGAGAGAGAGGCUAGUCAUGUGGUCAGGGAUAUAGCACAUGCACUGGACUUUCUGCACAACAAAGGAAUCGCUCACCGGGACCUAAAGCCUGAAAAUAUCCUGUGUGAAUAUACUGAUAAGGUUUCUCCUGUUAAGAUCUGUGAUUUUGAUCUUGGGAGUGGAGUGAAGCUGAACAGUGCCUGCACCCCAAUAACUACCCCUGAGCUCACCACACCAUGUGGCUCAGCAGAGUACAUGGCUCCCGAGGUGGUGGAGGUCUUUACAGAUGAGGCUUCGUUCUAUGAUAAACGCUGUGACCUCUGGAGCCUUGGAGUGAUUCUCUACAUCCUGCUCAGCGGGAGUCCUCCCUUCACUGGCCACUGCGGCACCAACUGUGGCUGGGAACGAGGAGAGACAUGUCGUGCCUGCCAGAACAACCUAUUUGAGAGGAUUCAAGAGGGGAAAUAUGAGUUUGGGGAUGGAGUGUGGGCUCAGAUCUCAGCCGAUGCCAAAGAUCUGAUCUCGCGGCUGCUGGUGCGAGAUGCCACACUACGGCUGAGUGCAGCCCAGGUCCUGAAGCAUCCCUGGGUGCAAGGGAAUGCUCCUGAAAGAGUUCUUUCUACUCCUCGUGUUCUGCAAAGAAACUGCAGCACUAAAGACCUGACGCAGUUCGCAGCUGAUGCCAUCGCGUUCAAUCGGCAGCUGUCUCAGAAAGAGGAAGAGCAGGAGGACUUCGGUGCAGUGGUCUGCUCUAUGAGGCUCUCCCCUCCAUCUAACUCUAGAUUAGCCCGUCGCCGAGCACAAUCUCAAGCACUACGCACCAAUAACUGAUGCCUACCCACCGCACAGGUGCUCCAGUUAUACACAUGCACAACAUAGUGCAUCAUAACCCUUCAUACACACAACUUCUCUGGCGAACGGAUGGGUUCUUGAGCAAACACACAUGUAUAUGCACCGCAGACUCAGUGAUACCAACUUUGUAGCACAGACUAACCUUAUAUAUACAAACCAAAAACAUCCAAACAUUUCUAAUUUAUUUACAGGUCUUUCACUCUAUGUAAUGUGAGUAUUUUGUGUUUUAAGCAUCAGACAUUGUGCUUGUUUUUAUAUUUAUGCUUAUUCUUAACAAAACAUUGAUUCUUUUAACAUUUUUAAAAACCACUCGAGUUCCUGUAAAGCACAGGACUAAUUGCUUUAUUUUUCUAUUGUUUAUUUAUAUAACGUCUAGCCGUAGUCUCGUUAUUGUUUUGGUUUAUUUGAGCAAUGUAAAGCCACGCUGCCUGACAGUAACAUACAGUACACAUUACGAAGUGUAUCGUUAUGUAUGUCUUAAGUGCAAAUGCAAUCCAGAGGUAUUGCUGCUUUACUGAGGGUGCUUAAAAGGUGUUACAUAUAUUUGACCAGAUAUUUCCUGCUCAGAUAAUUAGUAAAUGUUGCACAGUACGUAUUUUUGUCUUUUCAGGUUUCAGAUGAUUCUAUUUUUUCAUUUUAUGUAUAUUUUUUUAUGGUCUUGCUUUAUCUUUGUUAGAGUGUUGAAUAUUAUUUUGUUGUAAAAGUGAACUUUUUUUUAUAAGCGUCAGGGAAAUGAGCCGGUUCUGCAGCCGAUUCAGUUACGAGAUGGAGUAUGUUUUAAUUUUUUGGUUAUGUAUUCUGUGCAAAAUGUGCCAUUUUGGGAGGGGGCAGAGCUCCUUAUGUGCAAAAUAACCAGUUUACUCUCGAUUGCCUUUUGUAUUAUCAAAUUCAAAAUCAUGCAUGUUUAUUUUUUUCCUGAUAUUUUUUGCUCAGAAUGUUAUUUGAGGUAAGGUGAAAUGGUAAGAAUUUAGUGGUUGUCCAUGUAUUAUGUAUGUCCCUUUAUGAGGAUGUAUUGGGAAACAUUUCAUGGACCAGGGAUGACACUAGAGGGCGCUACCUCAAAUUAAUGCUAUGUUCUCAUUAUUCAGUGCUUCUGUGAUACUCUAAAGGAGUAACAAAGGCUAAUUUUAGGAAUGGUGUCAAUGGAAAGGCCAUUUAACUCCUAAAAACUGGUACGGGUCAGAGGAGGUCAACUGGUUUUCCAAUUUUGAGAAAUAAAGUCAUUUGCACUGA
This is a messenger RNA of Carassius auratus (goldfish), 2691 nucleotides long. Its product is annotated as MAP kinase-interacting serine/threonine-protein kinase 1. The record is from RefSeq and is a predicted model, not a curated record. Gene Ontology annotation, molecular function: protein kinase activity; ATP binding. Gene Ontology annotation, biological process: protein phosphorylation. The coding region runs from base 97 to 1437 and encodes 446 amino acids. The transcript has 13 exons. Lineage: Eukaryota; Metazoa; Chordata; Actinopteri; Cypriniformes; Cyprinidae.